AUGAAUAAAGAAUUAGAAGCCAAAAUUAUUGCUUAUUUAGAAAAAUUAGAAAAAAACCAACUUUCCACCAAGUUAAACAAUAAAAAAGAGAGUUUGUUAUUAGCCAAUAAGCAGGCAUACGACCAAUUAGUUAAAAGUCAAAAAGAAUAUCAGGAACUAGUUUCAGUCGCAAGCCAAGAGGAAAGUAAUUUUUUGUUGACUGAAAUUAAGCACCUGGAAGAACAAAAAGAGCAAAUAAUUGCUAAAAUUAAAGAGCAAAUAAUGGAAACAGAAGGAACUAAACAAAACAUUUUAAUGGAAAUUCGCCCCGGUACUGGGGGAACGGAAGCUGGAUUAUUUGCUCAAAUGGUGGAAAGUAAGGUCGAUAGCGAAGCCGGUGUUCACCGCGUCCAGCGUGUUCCCCAAACGGAAAAUAAAGGAAGGAUACACACUUCCACCGCCAGUGUGGUAGUUUUACCAGAAGCCCAAGAUAUUGCCUUAAAUAUUCGCCCACAAGAUUUAAAAAUUGAUACUUAUCGGUCCAGCGGGGCCGGGGGUCAGCAUGUUAAUACUACGGACUCGGCAGUAAGGAUUACUCAUUUAUCUACUGGUGUUAUUGCUACCUCCCAAGACGGACGGAGCCAGCAUGAUAAUAAAGAAAAAGCCUUGUUUAUUCUUAAAAGUCGCUUAUUGGAAAAACUACAAAGUGAUAAAGAAAAAGAAACGGCCCUGGACAUUAAAGAAAAAGAAUUACAAGGAGAAUUACCUACGGAUAAUAAUGUUCCGCCUACUCUGCCUCCCAAGCCUAAUUCUAUUGCCGAAAAACCCACAGGAAUAAUAAGGUUAAGAACAAUUAAUUUUGGCAGCAGUUUAAUAGCAAGUGGUAAACUAAAAUUGACUCCGGAAAGAGAACAGAUUUGCGAACUACAAGCUUGUGAUAUUGAAUUUAUUAACUCAACUAGUUCUGAUUACUCCCUCCAAAAAAAAAAUAUUCCGCUAGAAGCGGUUCGUAAUUUUCCCCAUUUGCGGGCUAAAACUAAUUAUUUUUUAGCAAUUUUUCGUCUGCGGCACUCUAUCAGCAAAGCCGUUCAUGAUUUUUUUCACCAAGAAGGUUUUUAUUAUGUUCCUACUCCCAUUAUUACCAGUAAUGACACGGAAGGAGCAGGUGAAUUAUUUAAUAUUACUACUAACGAAAAAGAACCGUUUUUUUCCAAACCUGCUAAAUUAACCGUCAGCGGCCAACUCCAUGCCGAAGCUCUGGCUCAAGGUUUAGGGAAGGUUUAUACUUUUUCGCCUUGUUUUCGGGCCGAAAAAUCCCAUACUACCCGCCAUUUAGCCGAGUUUUGA
This is a messenger RNA of Ambispora gerdemannii, 1326 nucleotides long. The record is from the annotation of a GenBank genome assembly. Lineage: Eukaryota; Fungi; Glomeromycota; Glomeromycetes; Archaeosporales; Ambisporaceae.